AUGUUAACGGAUCUGUUGAACUUCGGUCGGGAACAGCUAGAGAAUGGAACGUUGUUUAGUAUGCUAGAAGCAGUAGGGAUUAAUAAUGCGGAUGACUUCAUCAAUGGUUUUCGAAAUCAAACAAGACAAGAAGCAGAGCGAAUUCGCGAAUCUUCACGUUUAAUGUCCGUGGGUGAAUCCGUUUUUGGUCUAUUUUCUGGAUCCAAAGAUGAAGACGAUUCAUUGUCGAUGAUUCAAGCAGCAUACAAAACUUAUAAAUUGUUUUCAGGUCUUUUACAAGAUGAACAGAAUGAUAAUAAUGGUCUCUUUGGCGAUAUUACUUCAACAAUCAAUGAUGCUCAGAAGAUGUACGAAUUAUACAAAAAAUUUGAUAGAAAUGGAGAUGGAACAAUUACAAUUGAAGAUGUUCAAACUUAUUUUCAAGAAAUAGGUCUUGGUUUUGUAUCACCAUAUUUGGCAAAAGGGUUAUUUUUGUUAGUUGAUAAAAAUCAAAAUGGCCGUCUUGAUUUUGUUGAUUUAAUGGGAUUAUGUUCAAUAGUAUAUAAAUUAACUCAAACAUUUGGUGGUACUGGUGGUGAUAGUGGUGGCCGUUUUUGA
Adineta ricciae is the source of this 597-nucleotide messenger RNA. NCBI's taxonomy places the organism in Eukaryota, Metazoa, Rotifera, Eurotatoria, Adinetida, Adinetidae. The record is from the annotation of a GenBank genome assembly.